AUGGCCAUUGAGUGUGAAAGCGAGCAAUACGCAAAAGAUCUCAUCCUGGAAGAUGCCCUCGCAAAAGGAGCCACAUUUCACAUCCUCGCUCUCAGCAUCUGUUGCGGCUUCGCCUACAUCGCGACCGUCCUGUCCACAUGGCUCAUCUUACAGCAUGCUCUCCACUAUCUACGUCCGUACGAACAAAGGCACAUCAUCCGCAUCCUCGCCCUGAUUCCAAUCUACACCAUCACCACCUUUCUGAGCUAUGUAUUCUAUAUGCACGCCACUUAUUUCGGGUUCGUGCGCGAUUGCUACGAGGCGUAUGCCAUUGCCAGUUUCUUCACGCUCAUGUGCCACUAUGUUGCGCCCAACCUGCACGAGCAGAAAGCUUACUUUCGAAGUGCGCGGCCGAAGAACUGGGCGCCCCCGUUGAAUUGGUUGCAGAAAUUUAGUGGUGGUGAGGAUCAGGGUCGUCUUAGGCGGCCUCGAAGUGGACUGACCUGGUUCAAUAUUGUCUACGUCGGCGUCUUCCAAUACUGCCUCAUACGGCCCCUCUCAACCAUCAUCGCCGUCAUCGCCGAGUCCCGCGGAAAAUACUGCAAGAGCUCCAAGCACCCUAGAUAUGCCUCUGUCUGGGUCUUCGGCGUCAACGUACUAUCCGCAGCCAUUGCAAUGUACUGCAUCGUCCAGUUCCAUAUUCAGCUCAAAGAUGACCUCGCCCGCCACCGACCGUUCCUCAAAGUCCUCAGUCUCAAACUCGUCAUUUUCCUGUGUCUCUGGCAGAACUACCUCAUAGAGCUCCUGACGGCAAGUAAAGGCCCCCUGGCUCCUACAAGAUAUAUUGCCGGCCCCGAUCUUCGAAUCGGGAUACCGUGUAUCUUGACAUGCGUCGAGAUGGCCAUUUUCGCGGCUUUGCACCAUUUGGCAUUUCCAUGGAAGCCAUAUGCUCUGGAGCAUCAACACAAGCACCCCCGACAAUUCUACGCAUGUGGUCCGAAUCGCGCCUUGUUACAAGCAAUUUAUCCUUGGGACUAUGCAAAGGCUGCUGCGAGGGGCUUUCGCUGGCUAUUCCAUGGUGUUCGCUUUCGGAAAAACGAUCCGUCGUAUUGGGAUAAAGGGCCUGUGAAGCCACUGAACAGGGGGUGGGAUGUUGCGCCUUUGACACGAUCGGUGAGCGAUACGUAUACGGGAUUGCAUAUGGAUCCGGGAAUGGGUGAGUUGAGGAAACGCGGUUUGGAGGGGAGGAAGACGGUUUAG
Plenodomus lingam JN3 is the source of this 1239-nucleotide messenger RNA. RefSeq lists its product as uncharacterized. Gene Ontology annotation, molecular function: transporter activity. The record is from RefSeq and is a predicted model, not a curated record. Gene Ontology annotation, biological process: transport. Gene Ontology annotation, cellular component: membrane. Lineage: Eukaryota; Fungi; Ascomycota; Dothideomycetes; Pleosporales; Leptosphaeriaceae.